UUUCUGUGACAUCUGCUGAUGUAAGAAGGGCUUUAUAAAUACAUUUGAUUGAUUGAUUGAUAGCAUAUUAACCAUCACAACACCAUCUGUUAUAUUUAAGACAAAUCAUGUUUUUCCAUCUCAAGGACCAUUUUAGAUUUAAAUAUAGCUGCAUGCAACUCAAAAUGUGUUACAUCAUUGAAAACAUUGACCUUUACUUCACUUCCAUAUCUUGUAGUUUGAGCAUGAACUUGUAGUUCACUUCUCAAUUGUUUCCCAUCUAGCCCCAUUCAGAUUAGCCUAAUAGCCCAGAAAGGUUUACACUGGUCAUAUUAAGGUUACCUCUCAUCUAGAGAGCAAUUUUAAGCACCCUAUUAUUUUACUCAGCAGAGAAAAACCGACUUAAUAGUUCUGAAUGUAUUAGAAAGCUUGCUUAUCGGAAGUGUAUGUGUAUAUUAUUGUCAUUAAUUGCCCUAAUGUAGUGGAACCUAGGUGUUAUUCUGGUCACGACACAAAUCACCUCUGAGAAACUGUAUAAAAGGACAAAUGUCUUGUAGCAACUCACAAAAAGCUUGCAUUUCUCAGUGAAGAAUCUCCAUUCUCAAGGUAAGAUACUUUCCAAAAUAUACCCUCCUGUUCAAACGAUCAAUUUCUACUUUAUACCUAAAUGCUUGUGUCUAGCUUACUGUAUGUGUAAUACAUAAAAAACCUUAAUAAAUAGCAGUUAUUUAGAAGUUAAAUCAGCAAAAAAAACAUAUAUUCUGCAUUGUAAGUGUAAUACAAUUAUGGGGUGGGUGGGGUUCCAGAUGUUUUUUUCUCUUCCUGACUUUCUAUGCCCCUCUUCUAUUCUUUCCUCUACCUUGUUUAGUUUUGUCACCAUGACGGUAGCAUUGUUCGUACUGGUGCUCCUCUGCAUUGCUGGAAUGCUGCAUGCUGAGGCCUCGGACCAGUCUGGAGAGAACAGUCUCACAGAAAAUGGACAGGGUUUGGGGAGAAGAUAUGCUGAGUCAACCAUUGCCAGUGACAUGAGCAAAAUCAUGGACUCAAUGGUUCAGAAGAAUUUUGUCAACUUCCUGCUCAAUCAGAAGGAGAAAAAGAGCAUGUCUAAUGUCACUCCGGAGGAAGAUCCAGGUGCUUGCUUGUACAACAAUCUCCUGAAAAAGCUUGCACUGUGCAUCCACAGCAAGGGACACAGAUCCAUGACCCAGUGAUGUUUUAAAGAAUAUCAGCAAAUGACCAACAUAAGCGAGAGAUUUUUUUUUCUCAUUUUGUCUGUCAUAGUUGAAGUGUACCUAUGAUGAAAAUUACAGGCCUCUCUCAUCUUUUUAAGUGGGAGAACUUGCACAAUUGGUGGCUGACUAAAUACUUUUUUGCCCCACUGUAUGUUGCGGUUGAGAGCGUGGGGGAAACGGAGAAGACAUUGUCUGUCCUGCUGAGUUUUGAUGUAGUCUUUGCCCGACCAGGUCAAAUUAGGAAAUGUAAAUUAUCCCGUUGGAGGUGUCCGGUGAGAGAAAAGAAGGUUGAGGUUGUCAGGGUUAGAGUAGUACAGAAAGUGUCAUAUGCCAAAGCAGUGAAGAGAGUGGUAGAGGAAGAUGGUUACAGGUUGAGGGAUACUGAGAGGAUUGCUGUGAGUAGGCAGAAACCAAGAGAGCGUGAUGGGAAGAGUAUGUGCUUCAGUAAGGUGGGCUUUUUAGCAUUUAUAGCCAUGGUUGUCAGUUGUACGGCAGAAAUUGAUUGGAUGUCACAGAAAAUAGAGGUUGUGGUGGCAGCGGCUGAGAACUACUUAGGAUUGGGAGGAUUUACUGCAGAACAGUUGCAGUGGGUGUUGCGUGGUAGUGUUCUGUCCUCCCAGAGCCAUUGGUCUGGAGUAGGAUUGGAUAGGGUUAAAUAGUGGAAUGGGGUGGUGUUUUUUUAAUAUAUAUUUUUUAAAACAGUAGGCAGGGCAAUUUUUAUUUUCCUUUUCCCCAAUUUUGUAUUACCUUAUCAAUAAUUUUAUGUAGGUAGGCCGUGAACGGCCUCACACACCAGUACAGUAGGUAGCGGUGUAUCCACCUAAAAGAUGGAUGUUAUCCACCAACUAAAUCCCGAAGAAGAAGAAGCCAUGGAUGCCCUGGUGACAGUUAGUACAGAGAUAGUCAAGGCCCUGACAAUAAAAGAGGAGUGUUGUGUAUUUUGACAUUGAGACAGCCUCCAUGUGGAGGGAAGGGUUGUUGAUCAACUUGAGUGCAUUGGGGGACAUCUGUAUAACUGGAUCAUGGACUUGUUCGAUAGAGUCAUACAGGUGAGGGUGGGGUCAGAAUUGUCAAUGCGGUUUGAAGUGGACAGUGGUACUCCUCAGCGAAGUGUCGUUACUCCUGUGCUGUUGACCUUGAUGAUACAGUGCCUUGCGAAAGUAUUCGGCCCCCUUGAACUUUGCGACCUUUUGC
This is a messenger RNA of Oncorhynchus tshawytscha (Chinook salmon), 2405 nucleotides long. Its product is annotated as gastric inhibitory polypeptide. The record is from RefSeq and is a predicted model, not a curated record. Gene Ontology annotation, molecular function: glucagon receptor binding; hormone activity. Gene Ontology annotation, biological process: response to glucose; regulation of insulin secretion; response to starvation. Bases 765 to 1190 code for a protein of 141 amino acids. The transcript has 4 exons. Lineage: Eukaryota; Metazoa; Chordata; Actinopteri; Salmoniformes; Salmonidae. Gene Ontology annotation, cellular component: extracellular region.